GUCCAUUGUUUUCGAUUCGCAAAUUUCAUAAUGACGAACAUGCAUUGAUUCACCAAGUACAUCCCUGUAUUUCCUAUGACGUUUGAUACUUUGUUAAAUUAAUUAAUUAAAAAAUGCAAACUCUGGAUGACGGUAACGCCUUGUCAAGCGAUAAGAUUUUUAUAUGUUUUUUAUAAAGAAAAAAUGUUUAACGACAGAAGAAGGACGGAGUACGCACGGAAAUUAAGAAUGCAAAAAAUCAUCCUCUUGGGCAUCACUGGAGUUCUAGCUUAUGAGAUUAUCAACAGCUAUCUGAACUUUCAUAAUCAGGUUUCUCAAUACACUCAAUCAAUUGCGUAUCGAGAAGCACAAGAAGCUAGUAAGGAAUACAGCAUGAAAUUAAUGAAAAGAAAUCAGCAGCUGCUCUCAAGAGAGGAAAAGGAAUUAAACAAUAAAAAUAGAUAUCAAGAUACCGAUUGAUUAUAAUGCAUGAAAUAUGCUUUACCAUGAUAAUAUGUGAGAAAUUUAAGACUCUAUAAAUUAUAUAUUUUUACAAAUAUUCAGGAUUCAUUAAAAAGCAAAGAGACUCACGCGUGACAUGGAUGUCAGUAAGGCUGAUAAAAUUUAUGAGUAACACCAGUCAGUAGUCAGUCGUGACUCUUCUGGAAAUUGAGUUGACAGUUUGUAUAUAUGUAUAUACUGUCGCUUUCAAAUUGACUUCAAAGACUACGUUCACAUCGUGCAAGAUUUUAGUAGGAUCAACCAAUCACGUAAUAACGCAUCUCCUUAUUGAGACAAAGUCACAAAGGAAAAAAAAAGAACCAAUCAUGCGUGCCAUCUAGUAAUAAGCCAUAGAACACAAAUCAAAUUUUGCUCAAACUCAAUCAACAUAUGAUGCAAUAAUAGUUAAUUUGAGGAAAACGUGUGCGCUGAAUGAAUGAAUAUAAAACAUCAGCUGAAUUGUACAUAAACCAGAGAUGAGUAGGCCUACUCAUCUCUGCAUAAACUGUUAUUAAAAGCUAAGUUCAUAGUUCGAGGUGUUGAGCUCAAAUUGAAGUCAUUUUACUAUCUGGGUAUAAUAAUCACCUGAAAUGAUAUUAUAGGGACAUGACAGUUGUCUACUCUCUUUUUAUUGACUUUUGUUUCUCUACGAUGUCACGGCUGCAGGAAGGACUGUAUACGUAGUUUUUAUAGCUACAUAUAUUAAAAAUAGCGAAUGAUCCUGACCCCUUAAUGAAGUCAGUGUGAAUUCUUUAUCGGGUAUUGUUAAAGUGUCAUAAAUGUACAGUCAAGGCGAACGCGGAAUAUCCGGUUGUUAAGGCAACAAUGGAAUAAAAUUGCUACUGCGUAACGCAUGAAUGGGAGGUACUUGAAAAACAUACACAGCAAAUAAUUUCGUAGGAUAGAUGGCAGCACGGUGAAUUUCUCAUGAGAAUUGUUUUCAUUUGCAAAUACAUAAGAACGUAAAGAGGAAACGUUACCAGACUCAAUUUCGAAAAGUCAAUGACAACGUCGGAUUGUAAGUUCUUGUUUUUUCUCAACAUGUGUCACUUGAACAUCGAAUAUUCACCUGCCUAAUUUAACCAUGCGUUGUAGCAAAAAAUAUUUCUUAAUGUUAAACUUUGCUUAUAUCAAACCAGCUGUGCAUGCUUACAAAAAAUGUCGAAGUAUUUACGACACACCUGUUUCCUUACGAUAUUCCUAAUUAACUUGAUACAAGGGACAUUAACGAGAACUGAAAAAUUUUCCCUUGGAAAAUAAGCAUUUUGAAAUAAUGACAUGUGGACGUAUGUACGUAUAUAUAUAUAUAUAUAUGUAGCGCGAAUGUUCACUUACUUCAAUAAUGUCUGGGUUCUAUGCCUCUAUGACUCUGGGGGUAUGCCUCGUAGUAGAUAUUAAUUGCAUACAUAUAUAAUAGAUUAUAAUAAUAGACUGAUGUACAAAUUAGAGUAAAAGAUAAUGAAUA
Messenger RNA from Cephus cinctus (wheat stem sawfly), 1945 nucleotides. RefSeq lists its product as uncharacterized. The record is from RefSeq and is a predicted model, not a curated record. Bases 127 to 459 code for a protein of 110 amino acids. NCBI's taxonomy places the organism in Eukaryota, Metazoa, Arthropoda, Insecta, Hymenoptera, Cephidae. The transcript has 2 exons.